AUGUUCUCUACUCGCAUGUUCGGUGCCGGAUCCUUGACUGUGCUGUUUCUAGCUCAGUCAGUCCUCGGCGGUACUCUCAAACAAUGUACCGGUACGCUGGAGUUAUCAUGCCAUAACGACACCAAAGUCGCCGAUACCUGUUGCUUCAACUACCCAGGAGGAUCGCUAUUGCAGACUCAAUUCUGGGAUACGGACCCUGCAGUUGGACCUGAUGAUUCCUGGACUAUUCACGGUCUCUGGCCUGACCACUGCGAUGGCACGUACGACGCUACAUGCGACAGCAAACGUGCCUAUAAAAAUAUAUCAGAUAUCCUAACGGCGGCUGGUAAUAAUGAUCUCCUUAGUUACAUGGAGACGUACUGGCUGCCGAAUGAUGGCACAGGAGAGACAUUCUGGGAACACGAAUGGGGAAAACACGGCACGUGUGUCUCAACGCUGAACCCGAGCUGCUUCACCGACUACAAGGCCACCGAGGAAGUCACCUACUACUUCAAUACGACGGUUAGCCUAUUCAAGACCCUAACAACGUAUAAGUGGCUGGCGGACGCGGGUAUCACGCCAAGCUCAAGCAAGACCUACAAGCUCUCAGACAUCCAGGCCGCCUUAUCUAAGAACCACAAUGGCGAAACCGUCUACAUUGGUUGCAGCGGGAGCGCCAUCGAACAAGUUUAUUACUACUUUAAUGUGAGGGGUUCAGUUGCCAAUGGCGAGUUCGUACCGGCGAGUCCGGACAACGGCGACGAUGGCGGCUGUCCUAGCACGGGUGUCAAGUACCUCCCUAAGAGCAGGGGUAACGGUGGUGGAUCAACGACCACGACUACUUCUAAACCAACGAGUACGACAUCGGGUGGAACCUCACCAACGCCAACAGGGUCAUUCUCAGGAAAGGGUUAUCUAAACGCCGUAGUCGGUGGCUCUGCAAAAGGGUGUAUCAUCGGGAGUGGCUCCUGGUACACGACAGGAACCUGUGCGACCUUCACAGCCGCUUCUUCCGGAAGUGGCUUUACGCUCAAGUCCAGCAAGGGCUACUGCUCCGCGUCAGGUGGCUCGCUGACUUGCGCCUCUGGUAUCAGCAGUGCCGACGCUGACGUCUUUGCUGCAGAUGGAGCAAAUCUGGCGAAUUCCGGUGGCAAUGACUGGUAUGCCGAUUCGGUUCCUAGCGGCUCUACACAGGGUGCUGUCUAUUCUGAGAAGGGGUCGCAUAAGACUACGUUGCAGUUACAAUGGAAAAGCAUCUGA
Messenger RNA from Daldinia childiae, 1239 nucleotides. RefSeq names its product Ribonuclease T2-like. The coding region runs from base 1 to 1239 and encodes 412 amino acids. Gene Ontology annotation, molecular function: ribonuclease T2 activity; RNA binding. Gene Ontology annotation, cellular component: extracellular region. The transcript has a single exon. The record is from RefSeq and is a predicted model, not a curated record. Lineage: Eukaryota; Fungi; Ascomycota; Sordariomycetes; Xylariales; Hypoxylaceae. Gene Ontology annotation, biological process: RNA catabolic process.